Haliotis rubra (blacklip abalone) is the source of this 1533-nucleotide messenger RNA. RefSeq names its product iduronate 2-sulfatase-like. The record is from RefSeq and is a predicted model, not a curated record. Bases 1 to 1533 code for a protein of 510 amino acids. The transcript has a single exon. NCBI's taxonomy places the organism in Eukaryota, Metazoa, Mollusca, Gastropoda, Lepetellida, Haliotidae. Gene Ontology annotation, molecular function: iduronate-2-sulfatase activity.
AUGGUGAAGAUACACAUACCAGUGUUACAACUGAUACUGAUUGCAUUUGUGGGUGCAAAGAAAAAUGUUUUGUUUCUGGUGUCAGAUGAUAUGAGACCAAACCUCAAUGCCUAUGUGGGUCCAGACAUGCCGUCUCCUGUCCAUCCCAAGAUGCAUACACCUGCUCUCGAUGCCUUAGCCAGCAGAUCCCUUGUUCUGAAGAGAGCCUAUGUGUCUCAGGCUUUAUGCAGCCCCAGUAGAACUGCCCUUCUUACCAGCAGGCGGCCUGACACUAGUCACAUAUGGGACAUUGGACCUUACUUCCGACAAGUUGGGGGUAACUUUACAACACUGCCUGAAUACUUCAAGCGUAAUGGAUACCGAACUAUCGGUAUGGGGAAGAUCUUUCAUCCGGGCAGUUCAUCAGGAGGAGAUGAUCCCGUAUCCUGGACGGAUCCAUAUUUUCAUGCAGGAGACAAAUAUGGAGGACAUGACCUGUUAUGUGAAGCAGUAUCAGAAGAAAGAGAGAAGGUCCAACCACUUGAGGAUCAGAUGAUUGCGGACCAUGCAAUAAAAACACUCCAGGAACUCGCACCUAGAGCAAAGUCAGGUGAGCAACCUUUCUUUGUAGCAGUAGGUUUCCAUAAACCGCAUACACCAUGGAACUAUCCUGCUCGUUUCAAUACUUUCUAUCCCUUGGAGAGUCUUCGACCAGCACCAAACUAUUAUGCUCCAGUUGGAAUGCCAGCUGUUGCCUGGCAUGACUUUAAAGACUUUGGGAUUUUCAAAGACAUCAAGCAAUACAACCUAUCCGAUAUCGGUGCCAUAAACUUCACGUUUCCACCAACACUGACCCUUGAACUGAGACAGGCCUACUACAGCUGUAUCAGCUAUAUUGACUAUGAGCUGGGAAAAGUUAUUCAAGAGCUCGACAACUUAGGACUUUCUAACAAUACAAUCAUAUCCUUCUGGGGAGAUCAUGGGUGGCAGUUGGGCGAACAUUCAGAAUGGGAGAAGCACACGAACUUCGAAGACGCCACCCAUGCUCCCAUGAUGAUACACGUUCCUGGAGUCACUGAUAAAGGUGUGGUAACAGAGCACCUGACAGAAUUUGUCGAUCUGUACCCGACUCUAGUUGAUGCUGCAGAACUUCCUAAACUUGAAACCUGUCCACCAAACUCUCAAAACAUCAGUCUGUGCACGGAAGGUACUAGUAUGGUCCCACUCAUGACAAACCCAACAAUGAAAAACUGGAAAACUGCUGCUUUCUCCCAGUACCCUCGAGGAGGAGACGGUCUCCAUGGUGAUGUCAUCAUGGGUUACACAAUGAAGACAGACCUGUAUCGCUACACAGAGUGGAUCAACUUCAAAGGCAGGCCUAUCUAUACACCGAUGUGGGACCAGGUAAAGGCAGCUGAACUCUAUGAUCAUAUGAAAGACCCAGAAGAGAACUGGAACCGAGCUGAUGACCCAUCCUACAAAGACAUCAGGACCGAGCUAUCUAAGAAACUGAAAAUUGGCUGGAGGGGAGCUUUGCCUAACAAACGCGUCUGA